CCUGGGCGUAGGAGUGAGAGGAUUGCUUAUUUCGAUCUGGCCCAUACACAACCCCUGCAUGCAGUUUACCUAACCAGCCCUCGACGAAAGGUAUCUUGGACGAAAGGUUAUAUUGAUAUCAAUCUCUGGCAAAGUUGGUCUUCCAUAGCAAAAAGAAACCCCUGUGAAGCAAUGGGCUCAAUAAGGACAAAACGGGCACUUAGGAUCGGUGUCGACGUUGGUGGCACCAAUACCGAUGCUGUGCUGCUCGACCUGGACGCUGUUGAUCAGCCAGACCGUGGAGUCUUGGCCUUUCAUAAAACACCAACAUCGAGUCCUAAUGUUACAGAUGGCAUUGAAACGGCAGUAGGGAAUGUUCUCGGUCAAGCGGGUGACUGCAUUUCUGAAAUCAGCUGCCUUGUCGUAGGUACGACGCACUUUCUCAACGCUGUGAUCGAACGCGAUAGGCAUCGACUUUCAAAGGUUGCCGUAAUUCGACUGUCAAAGAGCUUUACCAAAGACAUCCCACCUUUUUCGGAUUUUCCGCCUGCAUUAGCCAGCAUUCUCCAUGGGUAUCAUGCGUUCAUCGAUGGCGGUCUUCACAUUGACGGCUCCCAGGAAGCCCCAGUCAACGAAAUGCAAGUCUUAAAGGAGUGCGAGACGAUCGAGAAGCUAGGAAUCAAGGCCGUUGUUAUCUCAGGCAUAUUCUCUCCCAUCGACCAGCACUUCCACCAAGAGCAGUCCGUUCGUCGAAUCAUGCAAGAACGAUUACCUGAUGUAGACAUCGUCUGCUCUUCCGAGGUUUCAAACAUUGGUUUGUUGGAAAGGGAAAACGCGUCAAUUUUAAAUGCCUCAAUCAUGAAGUUUGCUCGACGCACCAUCCGGGGAUUCCGCGCUGCCAUGAGACGUUUGGGCCUCGACUGCACUCUUUUCAUCUCCCAGAAUGACGGCACAGUCAUCGACGCCCACUUGGCUGCAAAGUUACCCAUCAAGACGUUUUCUUCGGGUCCCACGAACUCCAUGCGUGGAGCGGCAUAUCUGGGUCUUGGAAGAAGGGGAACGCCAGGUGAGACGCACACUGCGACAAUAGUAGUUGACGUCGGUGGUACGACAACGGACUGUGGUGUUCUGUUACCAUCGGGUUUUCCUCGCGCUGCGGCUGCCUAUGUCAAUGUGGCUGGAGUGACGAUGAAUUUCAGCAUGCCUCAUUUAGAGUCUAUCGGCCUAGGAGGUGGGUCGAUAGUUCGUGAACGAGGGAAUGAUGUGUCUAUUGGGCCGGACUCGGUUGGGUACCAGCUGACUGAAAAGUCGAAAGUCUUUGGCGGAGACACUUUAACAACAACUGAUAUUGCAGCGGCAGGAGGCCUUGAAAUUGGAGAUGGAUCCUUGGUUGACCAUAUCACACCCGAAAUGAUUCAGCGCGUCCGGGCCAAGACGAAGAAAAUGCUUGAACGUGUUAUCGACCGACUCAAGCUCACACCAGCGCCCCUUCCACUACUUCUAGUUGGUGGAGGUUCUAUUGUUUGCCCUGAAGAACUCGAUGGCGUGUCUCAAGUGGUGGUUCCGAAAUUUCAUUCCGUGGCCAAUGCCGUCGGGGCUGCAAUCUCCAGGGUUUGUGGAUCAGUGGAUGCUAUUUACAAUAUUGCAGAGGCUCCAUUGUCAGAGGUGUUGGAAGAUGCAAAGACUCAGGCUCUGGCAAAUGCAGUCAAGGCCGGGGCUGAUGCAAGUAAUUUGAGUGUGGUCGAACUUGACACUCUUCCCAUCCCAUACGUCUCCGGACAGCUUCGAGUUAUCGCGAAAGCCGUUGGCGAUCUUUCGCUGGAUUAUGUCGCUGAAAGCAAAGGUCGCUCCGAAACGGAGACCGAGGUGGAGGAGAGCCUUAUGGAGGCGACAAGAGAUGUGAAUCCAUCCAUGAAGGAAGAAAGCGGUAUCGGCAAAUUUGACUUUGAUGCUUAUCGCCCUCUAGUCAAGCGCAACGAAAAAUCUGGCGUCCCAGAAUGGUUUGUCUCGGAAACUGAUAUCGAGUGGCUAAGCAUAGGAUGCUACAUCUUGGGAUGUGCCGGUGGUGGCUCACCCAAAUCCGAAUUCCUGAAGCUUCGAGAUCAAUUGCGUGGAGGUUCGUCGGUUCGCAUCAUUGAUAGCUCGUCCCUGCAAGAUGAUGCCACAAUCUACUGGGGUGGAAUGAUGGGUUCACCAGCAGUGUCAAUCGAGAGGCUGAAUUCGUCGGAAUGCAUAACUGCUGUGGGAGACCUGAUGGAAUACAUGGGCCAUCAAUCAUUCGAUGCCAUUAUGGGUCUGGAAAUUGGAGGUGCUAACGGGCUCGAGCCUCUACUGAUCGGAUCUUCGCAAGCAUUCGAUCGACCAGUCAUCGACGCUGACUGGAUGGGUCGAGCAUAUCCGACAUAUUGGCAAACAACGAUCGCAGUACACGAAAGUGGACAGUUGACUCCAUGCGCAAUUGCUUCAGGUGACGGGAAAACCAUCAUUAUGACGAAGUCGCCCGACGAUGAGAUAGUGGAUCGUGCCUUGCGGGCAUCCUGCUCAGAAAUGGGGUCCAGAGUUGGAAUGGCAGCUAGGCCAACAACGACAGAUCGUGUGAAGGCAUUUGGAGUUAUCAAUACCUUGUCUCUAGCCUGGCGUAUUGGUAGGACAGUAGCACGGGCUCAACAAGAAAGCACCAUCCAUACUGUUGCUGAACAGAUCAUUGACGAGGUUGGAGGCCCAACAACAGCAAAGAUUUUGUUCCGAGGUAAGAUAACUGCAGUGGAGCGAAGGAUUUACAAAGGACAUUCAUACGGAGAGAUCACCAUCAGUCAAACCGACAAAGAUGAAGAGGAAGAGGGACAUGAAAAGCCAGCGGUCGCUCAAGGUGGUGUAGUCAAAAUUCCGUUCAAGAACGAGAAUAUAUACGCAAAACACAUCGCCGAUGAUGGUACCGAAACGUACCUAGCAACGGUGCCUGACUUGAUAUCUGUUCUCGACACACAAUCUGGGUGUGCCCUCGGCGUUCCGGAAUUUCGAUAUGGUCUGUUGGUGACAGUCCUAGGAAUAACAUGCUCACCACGUUGGUCGAACACGAAGAGAGGCUUGGAGUAUGGUGGGCCGGAAGCUUUUGGAUACAAGAUCGAUUACAAACCCUUGGGGGUGUUUGUCGAACCCAAGAGCGUGGUUCUGGAGUAUGCCGACGCCGUUGCUUAGAUAUAUAAUGCAAGAGAAGAGACCAAUAGCGAAAUGUUGCAC
Exophiala oligosperma is the source of this 3219-nucleotide messenger RNA. RefSeq lists its product as uncharacterized. Gene Ontology annotation, cellular component: cytosol. Bases 172 to 3177 code for a protein of 1001 amino acids. Gene Ontology annotation, biological process: glutathione metabolic process. The transcript is spliced from 3 exons. Lineage: Eukaryota; Fungi; Ascomycota; Eurotiomycetes; Chaetothyriales; Herpotrichiellaceae. Gene Ontology annotation, molecular function: 5-oxoprolinase (ATP-hydrolyzing) activity. The record is from RefSeq and is a predicted model, not a curated record.